CGUCCGGAGGCAUGCGUACGUUAGUUCCUGAAUAUACGUGAAGCAGUGAACAUUAUCUGCGACAAUCAAAGAUUACGCAAAAAAUCAUGGUGAAUAUGGAAAGCCUGGGGGUGAUACUAGAGGAGCAGGGUGACGCAAAUUUGUGUCAUCAACCACAAGAUGGUGAUGCUGACAGCGGAGUUGACGAAUCAACGCAAGCGAAGGAAAAUGGACACACACCGAAACAGAGCAGGAUCCCUAAAAAGUCCCCGACAGAAUCACCUCAGAAAAGGUCACGUGACUUGAACCCUUUGGACCACAGGAGAAUGCCCAGAAGUAAAUCUGUUCCUAAACCUCCUUUUAUGGCAUUUGCCACUCCCCCUCUUCCUGAUUCGGCUAAAAAAGUUCCGAUGAACAAGGUGGUGGUUGGGUUUACCCCGUCUCCAAAUCUUAAAAAGGUUCAGUCCAAAGUUGGAUCCCUGCAGAACACCAAUCACAAGCCUGGUGGAGGGCAGAUCAAGAUCGAAACCAGGAAACUGGAAUGGAAUAAGGCUGCAAGGAAUUUUAUUUUAUCAUUUUCAAAUAUUUUUGAAAAUUUAAAAAUUUUCAUUGAACAGAAGAAGCUAAGUUGGAAUGCUCAGUCUAAAGUUGGAUCCUUAGGGAACACUUCUCAUAAACCAGGUGGCGGAACCCGAAAGAUUGAGAGUAGGAAACUGGAUUGGAAUACUGAAAGUAAAGUUGGAUCUAAAAACAAUCUGAAUCAUAAACCAGGGGGUGGAAAAGUUCAGGAUCUAGCUGCUAGAGUAGCCUUAAGGCGAGCGAAGUACCCUAAAGCUUGGGAGAAAAAGAAAGCUAAAAAACUCAAAGAAGGAGAAGGAGAAGAAGGAGACGGAAGAGAAGAAGGAGAAGGAGGAGAAGGAGGAGAAGAAGAUAAAGAGGACCCGAUAGACGAAUCCCAAAAUCAAGAAGAAACACAACAAGAAGGAUACGAUAUUCUGGUUCUAGGGGAAGAGGAUGAAGAGGAUGGAGAAGGCGGAGGGGAUGAAGAUAAUAACGAGAAUGGAGAAGAUGGAGAGGAUGGUGAAGAUGGAGAUGAGGAGAAGGAUGAUGAUGCAGAAAAAGAUGAUGAUGGUGACAAAGAAAAUGAAGAGGACGGAGAAGAUGGAGAGGAUGGUGAUGAUGUUCAUACUCCAUCCGCUCCUCCUGAAGAACUUGUCCAGGAUAUAGAAGGAGGGGAAGGAGGAGAAGGAGGGGAAGGAGGAGAAGGAGGGGAAGGAGGAGAUGGGGAGGAUCAGAUAAUUUCAAGAAUUGAUGAAAACUCCGUGAGGUUGUCUAAUGAACUUGAAGCUCCAUCCCUGUCUCCUAGUGUAAACUGGGUUUAUGGGUACAGAGGGAAGGAUACAAGAUCCAACCUAUGGAGUCUGCCUGAGACAGGAGAAAUAUUGUACUUUACCGCCAGUAUUGCAGUACUGUACAGUCCGGAGUCUCAUGUACAGCGGCACUACCGUGGACACACAGACGAUAUAGAGUGCUUGUCUAUACACCCACAGCUGCCUCUUGUAGCUAGCGGUCAAGGAGUAGGCACAAAUUCAUCAGAACUAGAUGGAAGUCAUGUUCAGGUCUGGAAUUAUGAAAACUUAAAUCUUAUUCAUAUUCUGGGGAUCGGAGAAUUUGAAAAUAAGAUCACAUGUUUGGCAUUCUCAGUACAAAAUGCCGAAGGAGAAUCUAAACUAGCAGUAGUAGACGGGGCAAAACAGCCGAAUAUAUCUGUUUGGUCCAAGUUUGAGCUAGCACAGAUUGCUCCAAGGAAACUAACCGCUUCCACUGCAUCCUCGGAUAAGGUAAGAUAA
Messenger RNA from Eurytemora carolleeae, 1829 nucleotides. RefSeq lists its product as uncharacterized. The transcript is spliced from 18 exons. Gene Ontology annotation, cellular component: mitotic spindle. Gene Ontology annotation, biological process: microtubule cytoskeleton organization. The record is from RefSeq and is a predicted model, not a curated record. NCBI's taxonomy places the organism in Eukaryota, Metazoa, Arthropoda, Copepoda, Calanoida, Temoridae. Gene Ontology annotation, molecular function: microtubule binding. Bases 87 to 1829 code for a protein of 580 amino acids.